This is a messenger RNA of Cydia amplana, 1189 nucleotides long. RefSeq names its product PIN2/TERF1-interacting telomerase inhibitor 1. Gene Ontology annotation, cellular component: nucleolus. The coding region runs from base 70 to 1185 and encodes 371 amino acids. Gene Ontology annotation, molecular function: telomerase inhibitor activity; nucleic acid binding. The transcript is spliced from 2 exons. NCBI's taxonomy places the organism in Eukaryota, Metazoa, Arthropoda, Insecta, Lepidoptera, Tortricidae. The record is from RefSeq and is a predicted model, not a curated record.
UACGAUCGUCCAUUUUGACAUUUAUCACGUUGUGAGAAAUGUAGACUAAGUUAUUUUAUUUAAAUAAUCAUGGCUAUGUUAGCGGAACCUCGUCGUAAACAGAAAGUGAUUAAUCUUCGUGCCAAAAACAGUGCAUGGAGCAAAGAUGCCAAUAAAUUCGGUCAACGUAUGCUGGAGAAAAUGGGUUGGAGCGCCGGGAAGGGGUUAGGUGCUAAAGAAAAUGGAAUUGUUGAACAUGUUGUGGCUAGAUACAAAAAUGAUGACAAAGGCUUAGGCUUUCAGGAUCGCAAUGACCAGUGGACCAAACAUGAGGACGAUUUUAACGCUCUACUUGCGAAUUUAUCUAAUGGUGACGACAAAGAAUCAAAAACACAUAGUGGAGUUUCUUUAGAAGUAAAAUCAAAGAAAAGCAAAGCGAGAGUACACUUUCAUAAGUUUACACGAGCUAAGGACUUGUCCCGCUACAGUGAGAAAGACCUAGCCAAUAUCUUCGGCAAGAAGGAGCUGAAGCUUGAGGAGAAAAAAGAAGAUACACAAACGGAGGAUAUUAAAACAACAGAACAAGUUUUCACAGAAAAAGGCAGUAUGGAAGACUAUUUUAAAAACAAAUUACAAGCUUUAAUUUCUAAAAAUAAAGUGUCCUUAUCUUUCAAUGAGAACAAGUAUGAAGAUGAUGCAGAUUGUGGUUUUAGAGGAUUUUCAGGUACAACAAAUGAUACUCCCGAGUCCGUAAAUGCUUUCACUGGCUUUGGAUUUUCAUUAUACAGUUCUAAUGUACAAAAUAAUGUAAAAGAUGAACCUAUAACAAAUAGUGAAGAAAAGGAAAUACCAGUUGCUACAGAAGGUUUAGAAAAUAUUAAGAAAAAGAAAAAAAAGAAGAAUAAGAAAGUGGUUGAUUCUGAUGAAGUAUUAGAAACACAAAGUUCUUUAUCUGAGAAAAAAGAUCCCUAUGAAUACCUUGAGGAGGGUGAUACAAAGAAAGAUAAACAAUCAAAAAAGAGACAGGACUUACAAGAAAAUGUUGUGAAGGAAAAUGAAAAUUAUGAGACAGGUGAAACAAAGAAAAAGAAAAAAUCAAAAAAGCGGCAGGUGUCAGAGGAAAAAGUCAUGGAAAAUGAAAAUCAAGAAGAGGAAAAUUAUGUUCCAAAGAAGAAGAAAAAGAAGAAAAAUAAAAAUCAUGAAUAAGUUA